Macrobrachium nipponense is the source of this 991-nucleotide messenger RNA. RefSeq names its product protein ABHD8-like. The coding region runs from base 8 to 811 and encodes 267 amino acids. Gene Ontology annotation, molecular function: monoacylglycerol lipase activity. Gene Ontology annotation, biological process: acylglycerol catabolic process. NCBI's taxonomy places the organism in Eukaryota, Metazoa, Arthropoda, Malacostraca, Decapoda, Palaemonidae. The transcript is spliced from 5 exons. The record is from RefSeq and is a predicted model, not a curated record. Gene Ontology annotation, cellular component: mitochondrion.
UAUUUUAAUGUCAGUUGUUAUAUAUUCUUUUCUUCAAACAGCAAAAAAACCGUUACUACUAUUUUUACAUGGAAUGGGAGGAAGCAGUGAUUUAUGGCGACAACAGCUGUGGUAUUUUGUUUGCUGUGGUUAUGAGGUUGUUGCGCCAGACUUGCUAGGCCAUGGGUUAAGCUCAGCUCCCAGGGAUCCAUCUCAGUACACCUUUUCACAAAUGCUUGAUCACAUUACUCUUGUCUUUGAUCUUUUUAUACCUCAAGGACGAAAGUGUGUUGUGAUUGGACAUGGUUAUGGGGCAUCAUUGGCUGCAGCACUAGCGAGAGGACGUCCAUUAUCUGUAAGGUUGGUGGUUUUGGUAAGCUGCGGUGGACCGACUCCACUUAUCCCAAAUCCUCCAGCCAAGUCCAUUAUGUAUUCAUACCUAGCCGCAAUUCUGAGUCCAUUUCUGUCAUGUGGCUGUUGCAGCCGUGAUAUUUUAUAUUCACCUAGAGGAAAACAUUUUGCUGCAAGCACUUUGUCUGGACACUCAGUGACUCCAACUCCAAGAUAUGUUUUGGAAUAUGUUGCCAAAGGUCAGAACUGGCCAGAAGGAGAUGUUGCUUUCCAUCGACGUAUUACAGUGCCAACCCUCUUACUUCAUGGUAUGAAAGAUGAUCGUGUUGGUCUUGUGGAAAUGUGUGAAAUGGAGAAGACAAUUCCAAGAGCCUUUUUAGAAAUGAUUCCUGGGGGAGGUCACGAGUUAAUGACUGAUGCUCCACUGGAAGUAUGCCGUGCUGUACAUCGUUUUAUCAAGAGGUGGCAACAUCACUUGUAAUGGGCUUCUUUCAGUAUAAAUAAACUUGUGGAAAAUGCUUAAUGUAGGACUUUAGAGGCAUGUGAAAGAACAUAGUAUUUGUAUGGCAUGCAAAAGGCAGUAAUUGUUUAUUGUAGCUUUUAGAGUUUUGUACAUACAGGCGGCCCGCGGUUAACGGCGCAAUCGCUCAGCGGCGAAUCA